Amyelois transitella is the source of this 5940-nucleotide messenger RNA. RefSeq names its product golgin subfamily A member 2. Gene Ontology annotation, biological process: Golgi organization. The record is from RefSeq and is a predicted model, not a curated record. The transcript has 5 exons. Gene Ontology annotation, cellular component: Golgi cisterna membrane; Golgi apparatus; Golgi cis cisterna. Bases 236 to 2326 code for a protein of 696 amino acids. NCBI's taxonomy places the organism in Eukaryota, Metazoa, Arthropoda, Insecta, Lepidoptera, Pyralidae.
CAGCCGCCACGUCCGUCAGUCAUGUAUCUGUCAUCUCACUUCUUCGUUCUUUUACAAUAUCUCUAUUUAGUUUGUGGUUCAUUUACACUUAAUUUCCGUAGUUAGUUCAUAAUCUUAACUCGUUCUCAAUAGUUAUCGUGGUCACUGACUGACCAUUUAUUGAAUUUAUCAACAAUAUUCUUAGGAUUCAUCCAAACCGUGUCACCCUAAAGAUUUAAAAUAUCAAGUGGUGGAUAUGGAUUCCAGAGCCGCAAAACUAGCUUUAGCUCGAAAGAAGUUGAAGGAUCACCAAGGAAAAAAAGUUACAACUACUCAGAAAACUGACCUAUCUAUUAUAGCCUCUGAAGAAAUUCAAUAUGAUGCAGGCCAAACAAUAAUCAAUAAUUAUGCAGAAAAAAGUGCUCAUGAUGAAAGUUCUGCACAUGCAAAAAAUGAGUUAGGCAAUCAAAAUGUGUAUGAUGGAAAUGAGGAUACUAAGAGAGAUAUAAAUGUUACAGAAAUUCUUAUUUCUAACAAAAGAAAUUUAGAACUCCAAAUUGCAGAAUUACAAGUAAAGUUUGAACAAUUAGAAAAGGAACAUAUACAAACUAUGCAAAGUUUAAAUCUAUCAGAAAAACAAAUCCAUAGAUUAGAAACUGAGCUUAAAGCUCAUUAUGAUAAUAACAUGUCUGUCAAAAAAGAGCUGCAAGAGAAAGAAAAUUUGAUAAAUGAAUUAAGUGACAUCAAGAUGUCUUACUUGGAGCACAAUAAUCAUAUGACUGAACAAUUGGAAGUUACUAAAACCAUGCUAACUGCUAAAGAAAAUGAGAAUGCAUCUCUAGUUAGUAAAUUAAAUCAGGUUGAGAAUCAACUAGAUGGAAUGAAACUGCAAUUACAACAAUUGACAAAUGGUUCAUCAAUAAAAGUGUCUCAAAAUGGUAAUGAUAUCUCAGAAGUAAAUGAAGUGUUGCUUCAGAAAAUUUCACUAUUUGAACAACAACUUAAAUCAUCACAAAAAGAGAGGGAUCAGAUUAACAUUCAUUAUGAACAUUAUGUGGCAGAACUAAAUGAACAAUUAAAAUUAGUUAUGAAACAAAAUGAAGAAAUGAGUAGAGAAAUCCAAGCUCUUUCUUCUAGAGAGUCCAGUCUAGUAGAACAGAUCAGUGAUAUGGAGAUACGAUUACAAAAUUUUAGUGAAAUGAAACGAUAUGUUGAGGUGGAUUCUAACAAAACUGUACAUGAUAUAGAAUUGGAACAAAACUAUAAAAAUAUUCAAGAAAGAUUUCAACAACUUCUUGUCCAGUAUGAAGAAAUAAAACAAAAAUAUUUUGCAAGUGAAGCCAGAGUGAAAGAACUAUCUGAAAUUAAAGAAUCUGAAAACAAGCAAGACGAUAUAAGUUUAUCUAAAUUACAAGCCGACAUGACUAGCGACAAGAUUGCAGCACAACGAGCAACAGAGCAAAACAAGAAACUGAAAAAAGACAUGCAGGAACUCGAAGAAGCUUACGUCAAAAUGACCAAGGACAAAUUAGAGUUAACAGAAAAGAUUGCGGCAGAAAAAUUCUUGAAUAGAGAACUAACAAUAAAAUUAGCAGAUAUUGAAGAAAAAGCAAAAGAUAUGAAUAUUAAGAUAAUGGCCAAAGAUGAAGAAAUGAUACGUCUGCAGAAUAAUUUUCGCUCUACCGAAAAACAAUUAGAACAAUUAACAAAAGAAAUAAAAGAAAAAGAAUUCAAGAAAAACGAAGAACGCCAGGAAAAUUUAAUGGUUGAACGACAAGAUUCUGAUAUGCAAACAGAAAUCAAUAACAGAGAAAACAAACAUAUCCUGUUCGAAAAUGAAAAAAAAUUAAGUGACGCAAACAGCGAAAACGAAUCUUUGAUUAUAAAAAAUGAUGAAGCAAUGUCGAAAUUACAAGAACGAUUUUUAAAAAUUAUGGGUGAGGUCGCUGAUCUAUCGGAUGAGAAACAUAGACUAGAACAUAUAAUUCUUCAGCUACAAAAUGAAACUGACACUAUUUGCGAAUAUGUUGCUCUGUACCAACAGCAACGUAGUUUAUUAAAAAAACGUGAUGAAGAAAGAAAUACACAAAUAAAAAUAUUCCAAGAAGCAUGCAGGAAGCUUCAAAAUCAAAUAAAAGAGCUAAGUAAUCUACUAGUAAGAUUCGCCGAAGAUCAAGAAUUAUCAAAGUACUUCUUAAACGAGUCCAGAAAAAGUGACCUUGAAAAGGUCAUGUAUUUAAUUUCAAAUCUACAAAGCAAUUAUCUGAUUGAUCCCAAUCUCAUAAAUACGGAUUUGAAGAAUUUUUAUCCCUGUAGUUGUUGUUCUGGGAAACUAAUAGAAGUUUAAUUACAGUUAUUUUGGAAUUUAAUGUACAGUUUAUUUAUAAAGUAGGUACUCGAGUGACCGAGCGGUGCUUGGUGGAUGUCAGAAAAACCAUAAAAAAACAAAAAAGUGUGUGAUGACUUUUUUUAUAUUACCAAAAAAAUCCUUAAAUUUAAGAGCUAACUCUCCAUAUAAUGUCAAACUCAAGUACUGCGGUACAGAGCAAAUAGAGAAAGCACUGUACUAUGUUCCGUUAAAUGGAGCUACUUAAUACAUACAUAGAAAAAAAUUUAAAACAAAAAUCAGUGGACGUCACAAAAACCAUAAAAAUAAAAUACAAAUAUAUACAUAUAUAUGAAACCACCAAAAACAUAAGAAUACCAAAAAAACAGCUCAAGUGCGAGUCAGACUCGUGCACGAUGGGUUCCGUAAUUAUUUAUACUGCUGGGUAGGUACUCAAAUAUUAUUUUUUUGUAUUCACGUUUCUACCUGUUUAUUAUAAUAGACCAAAAAAUUGCUUAAAAAUAACAUUUGUUGAAUGGGUGCCUCCUUUAAUAAUUAUGUACCUUCCCUCUCAUCUCUUCGGGUUCCCGGUUGCACCCUCCACAGAAGUGAUUCGGGGCCCGGGGUCCGCCUUCCGACUUUUCUCUCUACUUGGUCCGGAUAUCGGCGCCCUUGGAUUUCAUUCCAUGGGCUUUUGCGACGUCCAGCCAUAAUCUUUUCGACCUGCCCCUUCUACCUGGGCCUGGCGAUAGCGGCAUGGCCAUACAUAAUAUGUACGGAAAACGGCAGACUACUUGGGGAACAUAUGUUUUAUAUAUGUUCCCCAAGUAGUCUGCCGUUUUCCGCAAGACAUGACCGUACCAGCGUAGGCGGCUCUGCUAACAUGAAAGUCACAUUCCGCGGAUAUGGGAGUUCCUCACGCGGUCCUACCGUGGGGAUCUACACAUCCAGCGCAGCAUAUUCACUGACAGAGAGAGUAUCACCAACAGUGGUCCAGACUAAAGAACCGGAGUGGCGAUACAUAUUAAUAAUAGGCUAUUACACUCUUUUUUGAAAACUGUUUUAAAUCAAUCCUUAGACUGUGUUAUACCUAUAGAAUUUUUAUUAAAAUUUUUUGAAGCCGAAAAGUGCUCUAAAAACGAUUUAUUAUUUAUGAUUUUGUAUUUUCGCGCGAAAACGCCAUCCGCCAUGCUGUUUUGACUCGUGACGUCAUACUUUUAGUAAACAAUACGGCUCUAAGUACGUAAGACUAAAGUAAAAAGAUUUUUGUAUUGUAAUGAAUUACAAUACAUAUUGUUGGUGUCUUGUUUCUGAAUGCAAGAAUACAAGUAUGAAAACACCAGAAAAAUUGUGGAUUCCACUGCCAAGUGAUAUUAAAAUGAGAAACACUUGGUUGAAAUUAGCAAGAAGAGAUCCAAAGGCAUUGUCUACAAAAUCAAGAUUGUAUUUCUGUGAAGACCACUUUGAUGUAAGUUAGCAUUCAUUGUAAAUAGUAAAGUAACCACAAGUCAUGUUAAUAUAACACCAACAACCUUUGAGUACUUUUAGGUUAUGUUAUGAACCUAUGAUGCGAGUUGAUUUCAUAUUAUAUACUUAUUUCAUGUUUUAGCUCGAAAACGAUAUGAAGAAUUAUACAGAAUUAUACCCAAAAACGUGAUAGAAAUUUUAAAAUUUCAAAAUAAACAGAGCCUGACAUCAUCAAUAUGUUUUCGAUUCGAUAUUUGUUUACUAAAAGUAUGACGUCACGUCAGUACCCAACAUGAUGGAUAGCGUUUUCGACUUUUGAAGAACAGAUUAAAAAAGAGGAUUUUUUAAAUUGAAUUAUAAAAUCCAUAUUGCACUUUUAUGAAUAAUAAUCGAUGUUUUUCUUUUAUUUUUUACAAAAUCUAUAAGAUACGUGCAUUUUUAUAUUUUUUUUUACAUGGUGUAAAAUAGCCUAUUGUGUACCUUAUUGUUAUUUAAUUAUUUAUUUACAUACAUACAUACAUACGUAAAAUCACGCCUCUUUCCCGGAGGGGUAGGCAGAGACUACCUCUUUCCACUUGCCACGAUCUAUGCAUACUUCCUUCGCUUCAUCCACAUCUAAUUAUUUAUUUAGAAAGGUAAUAUACAAACUAGUUAAUAUUCUGUGAACAUUUUAAAGUAAAAUGGUGGCUAGUGAUAAUUUCGCUAUGAAAUUCCCUCUGAUGGCUCAGUUAGCGAGUGAUUCGACUUUUAAGUUAGUCCCUGGCAACAUACUGUUUUAGUUUUUAGCAUUAACAUUUCUGGUGGUUUCUAUUGAUUUUUUUUUUAUUUAUACUAUUUUUAUAAUUUUUGUGACUUCUUUGUUUUUGCUAAUUUUUAUGGUUUUUCUGAUAUUCUUGGUAUUUUUUUUAUUUAUUCUGACAUCCAUCGAGUACAGCUCGGUCAUACCCAGGUACUAUAGUUAUACACAAAUAUUGCUCGUGUAAAGUAUAAGAUGUAUGUAAAGCUUUUAUUUACUAGUAAGUUUGAAUCACAUGCCCAACCUUUGAAAUGUUAUUUGUAGAUCAUACUAUUCCAUGCACCAGUGACUGACAUACUUAUCUGGGUAUUUGUAUUUGCAUCAAAUCCAGCAGUUUUCACUGAUGCGCAUAGGCUAUUUGACAAAGUUCUAAAAACUGUUUUAGGGUAGUUAUUUGUUUAUAAGGAGCCCUAAAAAAACACUUUUCUGUCUUUAUUUAAGCUAUUUUAUAAAAAAAUCUAAAAAGAAAAUGCAAUAUUAAAAUAUGCCGCCAAAACGCGACUUUUAACUAUAUGGCGGCCAUGGCAUGCAGUGACGUAAAUUUCGCAUAAAUAUCAUACAGAGCUUGUUGGUGUUCCGAAUAGUUUUGAUUUUCUCGUUUUAUUUAACUUGUGCCAUGUCAUAUGUUUGAAAAUUAUUAAAAUGAGUUUCUAUAAAUGUUGUGCAGUACCUCAAUGCACUAAUACAACAAUAAAAACUCCUACGAAACUGUUUUUUUCUGUGCCGAUGGAUUUGAAUAUUCGCAAGAAGUGGUUUCAGCUUGCUCGGCGUAAUGCUGAUGAUGAUAUAUCACCAAAACACGUCCUCAUUUUUGUGAAGACCACUUUGAUGUGAGUAUUUACGAUGAUAAGUUCUUAUUAAUCGGCAGCAUAAAAAUCUGGAUUGUCUUUGAAGUAGACGCCAACCAUUAUUGCGUCCACUUUUGGUAGGUUUCGACUGUCAGCUUUCUCGAAAUUGGUUUCCAUUAUUAAAUACCUAUGUUAUCUGAGCGAUAAAACACUUAUAAAAUCUUGAAAAAUAAUAGCGAACACCAAGGAACGGUGCGAUCCACAGUCUGUUUAUGCGUAAUUAACGUCAUAAUAGAAAUAGCCAAUCACGGUCGUUUUUAGUCACGUGACAGCUGCAUAAAAAAAACCCUAAUUUUCGGAGACGGAUUUUGUUAAAAUAAUGCAAUAUUUUUAUCUCGCUUAUUACAAAUCGCUCUAAAAAAUAAUAUUAAGACUGAUGACAUAAAAGAAAUGUAUAUUUUUAUUACAGUCAAAUAGCCUAUUUAAAAGUUUGCCAACACAAAUAUAUAAUGUCCUGGAAAGAAAGUUACCGGGGGUAAUUUAAUAAUGCAAUUUUUGGUUGAAAUAAAAUUUAAAUAUUGUUA